AUGGCACGUGCCACAAAGGCUCCCAUGCCCGCCAAGCCGGUCCCACUCAAGACAAUCCACACAUAUCCUAGCAAAAACGGCAAUGCCUCGCUCAAUAUCUACUCGUACCCUCAGCGUGUCCCAACCUUCAUGGGCGGCAGCUAUGAGCGAGGAUGGGGCGCUCUAGCCGGUACGGUCGAUCUCAACGUCACCGAGCCAUCAGGUCAACGCAUCACCUCGAUCAAGUUAACGCUCACCGCAACACAGGUCACAACUAUACCAAAAACAGCCUCUGUCGAAGCACCCUCCGCCCUCGAUCGCAUGGCCAUCACCCAAGAGGAGACCAAGACAAAACAAGUUACGCUCCUGCAGCUCGAGCACAUCCUUUUCGAGCCACUCAAGACCGAGGUGGACAAGGACGCCUACCUCUUGCCUCAGGGCAAGCAUGUCUAUCCGUUCACAAUCCAGCUUCCGCUCGUCGGCAACAAGGACAAAAAAAAUCCACCACUUCUCCCGCCAUCGUGCGUCAUCGAACCUCUCAUUCAGGGCCCCAAUGACGCCGCGAUGCGUCAAAACUCUACCGGGCUGUUCGGCAGAAGCAAAGCGAACGGCAAAGACCAAGCACGUCCAGCAUGGGCCACAGUCAAGUAUCAGCUCAAGCUCACCGUGCAAAGAACCGGCUUGCUCAAACGCAAUGUCCGCAGCUAUGCGCCCUUUGUCUACUUACCUUCGCCACCCAUCUCGGCCACGUCCUUACUGCUUCAGCGACGGGCAACAGGAGCCAUAAUGGCAGCUAUCAUCCUACAACGACAAGGCGAUGGAUGCCAGUCGAUCGAGACCCCGCAGGAAUGGCGGCAACGAACCCUGUCCUUUCUCACCUCACCCAACGGCCCACAGAAGCUCGAACCGGAAAAGAAGGCUGGCUUUCUCUCGUCCUUCUUUGGUGGGUCCAAAAAGCAGGAAGUCGUGCACUGGCACGAAGCAUGGUCCUUCUCUAUGCCGAUGAGCGGCCGCUCCUCCUUUCCGCUCCGAUCCGCCAUCCCGUUCAUCGUGCGCUGCAACACCAACAAGCCCCUCGACCUCAGCACCUCUUCAUCUUUGACUUUCAGGCUGUACCGCAGGCUGCGACUGCUCACGGGUAAGAAACAGAAGCCCGUCGCCAUGCAGCAGGAACCUGUCGCUGAAGCUGCGCUGCGCUAUGCUGUCGAGUCACGUGGCGUUCAUCGCAUCAACGGCAUCAUUGCUUUACCGCCCAACUGUGUGCCUACGUUUGAGAUGCACAGCUGGUCGCUCGACUACUACGUUGCGGUCGUGCGUGUGCGCGAUGGCGCGGUUUUGCACAAGGAAGUGGUCAAUCUGGCAUGUCCGCCGCCCGUAGAGCCGAAGGAAGCGUACGGCCCGUAUGCGUCUGGUCUAGCUUAUAGGAACGCACAGCAAGCCGCUCAAAAGCGGCUGGAAUCGCCACCGUCGCCCGAGGAGUCUCCUCCGUUAGCACCGUACGUGUCGAGCCCCGUGAGCGCGUCACCUUCGCCGCCGUUGUCGCGUCAACGACCAAGUUUCAGCAGCAUGACGAGCUCCAGCUCCUCGAGCGCUCACGUCAGUAGCAGACUGCCCUCGGUGGCUCCAUCGUCCCGGUCAUUCCGGAGUAGCUCGACCGAUUCGACGCACUACGCGUCUGCGGCAAGCUCAGUUGGUCAAUCCAACAAAGGUGUUCCUGCUGCUGCUGCUGCGGCUUCGACAGCACCCAUGGGUCUUGCGGGUAUGGCGAAUCCCCCGCGCGCAUCUUCCGCAGGCGCGUCCGGCUCCGUCUACGCGCCCUACUCGAGCAACCUCGACCCCGUACGUGAGCGAAGCAGCACGCCCUCUUCUGCACGAGCGGUAUCGGUCGCGUCUGCCAAAGCUCGCGCUACGCAUGCGGACUCUAGCAUCAGCGUGCAUGACACGAGCGAUACGGCCUCCAUUGCGAGCAGCACACGCCGACGAGACAGGUACUCUUCACGAGGCGCCGCACACGUCCCCGAGCCCAGUUCCAACCGUCCGUCUGCUGACCAGCAUCCUCAUCUGCAGGAUCCAACGAUGUAUAUGCACACGCACGAAAAGGCGGGUCUUCUCGCAUCUACUGCGGCCACAAUCGCUUCGGGAAGCAGCACCGCUCGACGUGGACUCUUUGUCGCGAACGCAGACGAUCUGCCCAGCAUCCCCGCCACGGCGUCGUCGAGUGCACGCGAGCAUGCGAACGCGCUCGUGGGUGCACCAUCGUCAUCGUCCCGCAAACCAAGGAAUAAGCGCACUGCAAGGGAGCCUUCCAGUAAAGCUUCGACUUCGGCGCCGCACAGACGACCUGACGCCGGUACGGCUUCGGCGCGAAAUGCUCGCGACGCUGAUGCGCCACGUCCUUUACCCUCCCCAUCCGCCGGCGCAGCAGCCCCUCCACCUUCAGACCCAAUCCAGGACCUUCCGUCGCCGCCAGCAUUCGCCUCUCCGCAACAAACAACUCUGGUUGAUCCAGCCACCUUGCUUACUAACGAAGAUCUCAUGUACGGCGAAGACAUGGAGCUUGAUCUUCCUCCAAGCUAUUUUGAGGCUGUACACGGGGCCGAGGAAGAUGAAGACGACGGGUGA
This is a messenger RNA of Sporisorium graminicola, 2601 nucleotides long. RefSeq lists its product as uncharacterized. The record is from RefSeq and is a predicted model, not a curated record. The coding region runs from base 1 to 2601 and encodes 866 amino acids. The transcript is spliced from 2 exons. NCBI's taxonomy places the organism in Eukaryota, Fungi, Basidiomycota, Ustilaginomycetes, Ustilaginales, Ustilaginaceae.